CCUGCCCCGGGUUUUUUUGUCAAACACAGAGACCAAAGCCCAGCGGCUGCGAUGGCUCAGCAGAGCCCCGGCCCUGUGCCCUCCCGUCUGAGCCACAGUACUGGCCACGCCGAGGGGAUGCUGCAAGGAGGGCACACGGGACGCCCUCGGCAGAGCUCGCAGCAGCUGUGGCACAGCCAGAAAGAAAAGAAGGCAAGGUGGGCUUCAGUGUAAGACCCCCCGAGCAGGGUGAGUGCCCGGGGAGCAGGAGCCUGGCACCUUCCCCCUCCGCGGGCAGCCCGGUGACGCGGCACCGUUCUCUCUCGCAGGUACAUCGGGGCGCUGGGCGCGAGGGUGAUCUGCGAUAACAUCCCCGGGCUGGUGAACAAGCAGCGGCAGCUGUGCCAGAGGUACCCCGACAUCAUGCAGUCGGUCGGGGAGGGAGCCAAGGAGUGGAUCCGGGAGUGCCAGCACCAGUUCCGGCACCACCGCUGGAACUGCAGCACCCUGGACCGCGACCACACCGUCUUCGGCCGGGUCAUGUUGCGAAGUAGGUUCUGCCCCGUCCCCUUCCCACCGCCGCGUGCCUCGGCUCCCUGGGAGGCUCUGCUCUCGCUGGGCUGCCGUGCCCGGCCGGGGGCUUGGAUUACUCCCUUGGGAGGACUUUGCCUUUCCCUGUAAAUUAAUCAAGCCGUAAUGGGAGCAGAGCGCAGCGUUUGGAAUAGCUGCACCAGAUGAGAUGGAGCAGGGGGAGCACUGGGGGGAGAAGAGGGAAGGAGGAGACACCUCCAGAGAACAGGCUCAUAUGUAAACAGUAAUGGGAUAUAUAAAUAUUUGGAGAGCAGGGUUGGCCAGGACUCAGCAGUUCACGUGGGAACGGGCUGUUCCCUCGCAUGGCAAAGGGAGACCAGGCAGCGCCGCGGCUCCAGUCCUCGCUGUGGGCUCCGAGGUGGAGGAGGACCACGGCGAUGGGGUCCAGCCCUGCCCGGGAGGGACCGUCCGCUCCUGGCGAGGGACAGAGCGACACAGGCAGGGACGUGCCCACUGGGGGAAGAGGAAAGGUGCGACGGGGACACGGCCAGGGCAGCUCCGGAGCAGGAGCAGCAUCGUGGGCUCCAGCGGACGCCGGCGUGAGCCCCGGGACAGAUGCUGCUGCGCCCUGUGACGUGCCCACACGGGCUCCAAAUCAAAGGCGGCUGGGAAGAGCCUUUCCCUCGCCAGGAGCAGCCCAUAUGGAGGACAUGCAGCAGGGAGGCCGCCUUCGUCUACGCCAUCUCCUCGGCCGGCGUGGUCUACGCCAUCACGCGGGCCUGCAGCCAGGGGGACCUGAAGGCCUGCGGCUGUGACCCCCUCAAGAGGGGCCGCUCCAAGGACGAGCGCGGGGAGUUUGACUGGGGCGGCUGCAGCGACAACAUCAACUACGGGAUCCGCUUCGCCAAAGCCUUCGUGGACGCCAAGGAGAAGAAAGUGAAGGACGCCCGGGCGCUGAUGAACCUGCACAACAACCGCUGCGGGAGGAUGGUGAGUGCAGUCCCCGCGACCUCCCCAGGGCAGCGGAGCGGGACCCGGGUGCCCGGGGAGGGCAGGUCCUGUCCAGUGCCCCCGCACGCUCUGCCCGGGGAGCCCCCAGCUGCCCCCAGCACGUGUCCCCGCUGGCGUCGGUGGGAAUGCGUCCUCCGUAGGCAGCACCUCUCCCGGCGGGAGCCCCGUGGGCGCAGGCAAGGGCUGGGGGGGACCAGGGACGAGCAGAGGCAGGCGCAGGUGCCACCAACCACUGGUCCUCACCCCCUCCCUCCUCCCACAGGCUGUGAAGCGUUUCCUGAAGCUGGAGUGCAAGUGCCAUGGGGUCAGCGGCUCCUGCACACUAAGGACUUGUUGGCUGGCAAUGUCAGAUUUUAGAAAAACGGGGGAUUACCUAAGGAAGAAAUACAACGGGGCCAUCCAGGUGACGAUGAACCAGGACGGCACUGGCUUCACGGUGGCCAACAAGAACUUCAGAAAGCCCACAAAAACAG
Messenger RNA from Athene cunicularia (burrowing owl), 1994 nucleotides. RefSeq names its product Wnt family member 2B (gene WNT2B). The transcript is spliced from 2 exons. The record is from RefSeq and is a predicted model, not a curated record. Gene Ontology annotation, molecular function: cytokine activity; frizzled binding. Bases 1126 to 1878 code for a protein of 250 amino acids. Gene Ontology annotation, biological process: cell fate commitment; neuron differentiation; multicellular organism development. Gene Ontology annotation, cellular component: extracellular region. NCBI's taxonomy places the organism in Eukaryota, Metazoa, Chordata, Aves, Strigiformes, Strigidae.